Messenger RNA from Rotaria socialis, 465 nucleotides. NCBI's taxonomy places the organism in Eukaryota, Metazoa, Rotifera, Eurotatoria, Philodinida, Philodinidae. The record is from the annotation of a GenBank genome assembly.
AUGUAUUCAAAUCAAAAGCUAGCUCUUGAUUUACUUAUCUUUGUAUUUAUAACGUUUGUUAUAAGUACAACUAUUUUAUCAAUAUCAACACCGAAUUGGAAUAUUAAUGCUAGUCAUAAUCGUACAGGUUUAUUUCAACAAUGUUUGAGUACAUGUUGUUGUCAAACAAAAGAAUUAAAUCGAACAAUAACAAUAUUAAGCUUAUUUAGUAUUAUUCUCCUUUUAAUCGGUACGUCAUCAUCAUUUUUAUUAAUGAUAACAACAGUAGCUCAUAGAAACCGAUAUUAUAUGUUUGUACCAUUAACAUUACUCGGUGCAGGUGUUACAAUGACAUUAACAUUCGUACGAGUAUAUGAAUUAAUUCAUGCUAAUUCUUAUUCAGCUUACAUUUUUCUUAUUGAUAUUGUACUAAAUUAUGUUUUAGGUGGUAUUACAAUUUUGCAUGGUAGUUUAUUUUAUUUUUAA